Vombatus ursinus (common wombat) is the source of this 5197-nucleotide messenger RNA. RefSeq names its product nuclear receptor coactivator 7 (gene NCOA7). Bases 231 to 3074 code for a protein of 947 amino acids. The transcript is spliced from 16 exons. Gene Ontology annotation, cellular component: nucleus. Lineage: Eukaryota; Metazoa; Chordata; Mammalia; Diprotodontia; Vombatidae. Gene Ontology annotation, biological process: regulation of transcription by RNA polymerase II; response to oxidative stress. The record is from RefSeq and is a predicted model, not a curated record.
GAGAGGAUGGGCUCCCCCGCUCCGGGCAGCAGCGGCUGCGGCGGCGGCAGCAGCGGCAACAGCAACAGCGGCAGCAGUAGCUCCUCUUUCCUCCGCCAAGGCCAGAUAUGCGUCUUCCUGGACACCUCCUCCCGGGCCGUCGGGAUAGGCUUCUCAGCCCUGUAGGGAUGUGAAGCACUGAUUAAAAAGGACUUCCUCAAAUACUCACUUUGCACUUUUGAUCAGGUACCAUGGACACCAAGGAAGAGAAGAAGGAACGGAGACAAGGCUAUUUUGCUCGGUUGAAAAAGAAAAAGCAAGCCAAACAAAAUGCUGAGACAGCAUCAGCCAAUUCUCGCAGCACCACAACUACUAAAACUCAGGCUGGAAAAGAAGAUGCUAAAGCAGUUAUUUCUGAACAAGAUAACUGCAGCAUUCCUGUGGAAGAGGCAGAAUAUUUAACUGAUGAAGAGAAAAAAAAGAGAAAAAAUAAUCAGUUAAAAGAAAUCAGACGUACAGAGCUAAAGAGGUAUUACAACAUAGAUGACAACCAGAACAAAACCAAUGAGAAGAAAGAGAAGAAGAUGGUGGUUCAAAAGCCCCGAGGCACUAUGGAAUAUACAGCUGGAAGCCAAGAUACACUUAAUACAAUAGCAUUGAAAUUUAACAUCACUCCAAACAAGCUUGUGGAAUUGAAUAAGCUUUUCACACACACUAUUGUUCCAGGCCAGGUCCUUUUUGUGCCAGAUACUGACUCUCCUUCCAGUGCUUUAAGGUUAACUUCAUCAAGUCCUGGUGCUACUAUUUCUCCUUCAUCAUCAGAUGCAGAAUAUGAUAAACUUCCUGAUGCUGACUUAGCAAGAAAAGCCUUAAAACCAAUUGAAAGAGUCCUGUCAUCCACCUCUGAAGAAGAUGAACCAGUAGUUGUAAAAUUUUUAAAAAUGAACUGUCGCUACUUCACAGAUGGCAAGGGUGUAGUUGGAGGUGUCAUGAUAGUCACACCUAACAACAUCAUGUUUGAUCCUCACAAGUCUGAUCCUCUGGUUAUUGAGAAUGGGUGUGAAGAAUAUGGGCUCAUCUGUCCCAUGGAAGAAGUUGUUUCCAUUGCACUAUACAACGAUAUCUCCCACAUGAAGAUUAAAGAUGCAUUGCCAUCUGACCUACCACAGGAUCUUUGUCCUCUGUACAGGCCUGGAGAGUGGGAAGACCUGGCUUCUGAGAAGGAUAUAAAUCCAUUCAGUAAAUUCAAGUCUCUCAAUAAAGAAAAAAGGCUACAGAAUGGAGAAACCACCACUCCCCUAAUUUCCAAGUCAAUAAAACCUUUGGAGAAGUCUACAGAUUACAAUCCUCUUAAGCCCUUUGGCAAUACCAUUCCAAGGGAAUCUGAGACCUUGGGAUCUUCCGUGGAGGAACCUAACAAGUUGGCUACAGUGACUGCUGACGUUAAGGAAACCUCCAAGGCAAAAACUGCAUCGGAUUCUAGAACCAAAGAAAGCUCCCUUUUAGGAGAAGAGGAUGACUUUGUUGACCUGGAAGAACUUUCCUUCCAAACUGAGGGUGGAGGUGACAAAAAGGAAACUCCAAAGGAAUGCCUUUCUGUUGACUCAGAAGAGUCUAGAAAGGUCAGAUCACAAGGAACUGGUUCCACUUUAGAAAUAUUGAACCAGCCAGCACUGGAUCUUUCAAGAACAGAGUAUGAUACUGAGCUGAAAGGUGCUCUGGAUUUAAAAAUGUGUGAGAAACAAGAUGUAGGCCCUGAAGGGAACAAGCAAGCCAUUUCUCCCCUAAAUGUGGAAUCAAUGUUGAAUAUUCAUGAAGAUCUAGAUAAAGUUAAACUUAUUGAAUAUUACCUUAAUAAAAACAAGGAAGAGUCACAGUUAUUUGAAAACUUAGAAAAUGCAGAAAUCAGUGAUGGCAAAAGCAAUCUUCCCUUAGGCAUAGAUAUUACUCUUAGUAGCUCAGUUCCUCAGGCAAAUGAACCAUUUGUUGAAGGCAGCAAGAAGCCAGGUAAAGGUUAUGAAAAAGAGCCAUUUUCAUCCAAAAUGGGUCCAUCUACAGAAGAAAGGAUAAUUAAAGAGUCCCUAGAUGCCUCAUUGGAAUCCUCUUUGGACAAGAGCUGCCAAGGUGCACAGGUGGAUAGUAAAUCAGAAAUCAGAUUGUGGCUGUUAAAGAGAAUUCAGGUACCCAUUGAAGAUAUGCUUCCAUCAAAAGAGGAGAAGAGCAAGACACCACCAAUGUUUCUGUGUAUCAAAGUGGGAAAACCCAUGCGAAAAUCCUUUGCUACUCAUAGCACGACUAUGGCACAACAGUUCGGCAAGAGAAGAAAGCAACCAGAGUACUGGUUUGCAGUUCCUCGAGAAAGGGUAGAUCAUUUGUAUACCUUCUUUGUUCAGUGCUCGCCAGAAGUUUAUGGAAAAGACGCCAAAGAGCAAGGGUUUGUCGUGGUAGAAAAGGAAGAGUUGAAUAUGGUUGAUAACUUUUUCAGUGAGCCAACAGCUAAGAGCUGGGAGAUAAUCACAGUUGAAGAGGCCAAACGGAGAAAGAGUACUUGCAGUUAUUAUGAAGAGGAUGAUGAUGAGUCCCUCCCUAUCUUAAAACAUCAUAGUGCUCUCCUAGAGAAUAUGCACAUAGAACAGCUUGCUCGGCGACUUCCAGCAAGGGUGCAAGGAUAUCCAUGGAGGUUGGCUUAUAGUACUAUAGAACAUGGCACGAGUCUGAAAACUUUGUACCGGAAAUCAGCAUCUCUCGACAGCCCUGUCCUUCUGGUCAUCAAAGAUAUGGAUAAUCAGAUUUUUGGGGCAUACGCAACUCAUCCGUUCAAGUUCAGUGACCAUUAUUACGGCACAGGAGAAACUUUCCUCUACACUUUCAGCCCGAAUUUCAAGGUAUUCAAGUGGAGUGGAGAAAACUCUUAUUUCAUCAAUGGGGAUAUAAGUUCUUUAGAACUUGGUGGUGGAGGUGGAAGAUUUGGUCUGUGGUUAGACGCUGACCUAUACCAUGGACGAAGCAACUCCUGCAGCACUUUCAAUAAUGAUAUCCUUUCGAAGAAGGAAGACUUCAUAGUUCAAGACAUAGAAGUAUGGACAUUUGAAUGAAAUUCAGACUGCCUUAAAAAUAAAAAUAAAAAUAAAAAUAAAGACUGAAUUCAAUCAGCCCUCUUACAACUGGCUGGAAAAUGAAAUCCCAGCACAGGCUGCCUAGUAACAUCCCAUAAUGUUUUCUUUUGGAAACCAUCCCAGAGCAUGAUUCCAUAAUGGGAAGGUUCUGACAACUACCUGGGAGAGGCAGAAAGUGAAGCUUGAGAAUGGAAGACUAGAUUAUUACUAGACUUUUUACUCCCAUCUCCCUCAAACUCCUACAAUAAAGAAUCAAGAGUGUUUAUAGAUGUAUGGGUUGAAGGCAGUUUUUAUUUUUGGUAACUGUGAACAAAGAUACUGUGGAAUUAUGUGUAUAGUAUAUGCCUUGUGUAUUUAUAUCAAUUUGCAUUGUCCAAACCUACAGCAUCGUAUUGUUUGCCAUGGAAAAAGGUUUAACUUGUUUGGAAGAAAUUCAAAAUUUGCAGCACUUAAAGGGAAUGUGGGAUUUUUUUUAAAGAGCAACUUUAUUUAUUGUUUUUAGUACGUUGUCUGAAAUUUGUUAGCAGUUUUUUCUUUUAAUGUUUUAAAUCUUGGAUUUAAAAGAAUGCCUAGAUUUGUGUGCUGUUUUGGCAACAAAUUCAUUUGUUUAUAUAGUUUUAUAUUGAUAUUUUUCAUUUUGCAGAGAAAAUGUAUUUGUUUUUAAUUUUGCCCUAAUUAUUCUAGGGUUUUUUUUGGCAGCAUCUGACAUAAUGUAUACAUUCCUAUUAGAUAGAGACAUUGACUGCCUAAUUUUGAAUUCUUUUUUAACUUCACUGUUGCCAACUUAACUAUCUGAGGCCAACUUGUCACUUCAGAAGUGGAAGCAAUAAAAGCCUUCUAGCAAGGGACCAAGACAUGUGCUCCUUCAUUUGGAGAUGAUAAGAGAAACUGACUUCUUUAUGAGGUGAGGCCAGCUUUAGAAAUUACUAGAUAAAAUAAAUGUUUUUGGCAGGGAAAAAUAUCAUUUAAAUAGAAGAAAAUUUGUUACCUCUUAAAAACCACAUGUUUUCAUAGCAAAAGCUCCAUUUUCCAGUCUAAUCUAUUCUCUGUCCCCACCCCAUCCCCAGCUUUUUCAUUAAGGGACAGACUUACUCCUCUUAAAAAAGAGAGAUGGUUGACUUAUGGUUUCCUCUAUUUUUUUCCUCUUUACAUGAAAAGUUUAAAAUUAGCCUAACGAUCUUUGUUUUGAGUCUUCUUUCAGUUGCCAGAGGCAGUGCCAGAAGAAACCUCAGCGAUUACACAAGAAACCAGAAUUUAAAAAAAAAAAGAAAAGAAAAAAGAAAGAGUACUCUCUUUGGCACUAGCCAAUUUUCACAUCUUGAAAAUACUUCAUUCAUUUUGCCAAGAUAAUAAAAAGCAAAGGCUAUAUUGUUGAUCGAUAGAUUCUGAUAGGUACUAAGGAUUGUACUGGUAAAAAAUAAUUUCAGAAUAACCCAAACUGAGAUUGGUUGGUCAUAAAUUGAAUCCACUUUUUUUUUAAAGGUUAUACUUGAAAAGUUUUGUAUAUAUCUAUAUGAUAUAAAAAUAUGAUUUGGAACAUUUGUCUUAAGCUGGCAGCAAGUCUCCUUUAGAUGUCCUGUCAUUUAUAGACACUUGAAAGGGAACCAUGCCAAGUAGCCUCCUGGCAGAUCAGCAAAUCAUUUGCUCCACACACAUUCCAUGCAAUUUAAAGUAGCUGCUAUGAAAUAUUAAAUCUGUAACCUGCGUGUGCUUUUUUUUUUAAAUAUACCCAGAUCCUAUCCCUUCCACUUGAAACACCAAAUUCUGGCAUAUCUACUAUAAACUUAGCUCAAUAGCUACUCCUAGCAUCUUGUAUGUUGGUGAGAGAUAUCAGGAAUGCCUCAUGAUAAUCACAUGUGGCAUUUUUACCAUUUGUAAACCACCCACUGGUAAGCAAAACAUUAACAUUUUGCACAUGUUUCACUCUUGUUAUCUACAGUUUAUCCCAUGAUACUGUAUUUGCCAGUGCAUAAUCAAACACUGUGUUCUCUAUUUAAAACAGUAUUGUUCGAUCAAAACUUUGUGACCCUUCAUCUAUGAAUAUUGAAUAUAUGUAAUGCAGUGCUAUCCCAAUAUUUUCAAUAAAGGAAUUUAUGCAUUCA